CAUACAAUGUGUUGAGGUGUCACUGAACCAAUAUUCUUUUCUGUCGCCGUUAGUCCAGCAAUCGUGUGUGGAACGCUUCCGUUUACGAGACCGAGGUAUUGAUUUUUGUCAGAUGGAGAACAAAUUCCAUCAGGUUAUGUCCUGAUUGAACGAAUAGUUGCCCGAUAUUGCGACUGGCCAGGCGGGAACGGUAGAACGCUGUGCACUGAGACGCUGUCAGUGGCAAGGAGUACUCGCUGCACGGACAUCAAGUUUGAGGCUGUUGAAUACACGGGCAACCAGGACGAUCUAAUGCAAGCAGGACGAUCUAAUGCAAGCAGAUUUCCCGUGGGUUUGUUCGAGUGUGGAACUACAAAGAUUGUUAUGUAUAUGCUGUAGUCGUAUUUGAGGCUGUUCAAUACACGGGCAACCAGGACGAUCUAGGGCAAGCAGGACGAUCUAGGGCAAGCAGAUUUCCCGUGGGUAUGUUCGAGAGUGGAACUACAGAGAUUGUUAUGUAUAUGAUGUAGUCGUACUAUCAGGUAAAGGAAAGAGAAAUCUGGUGACUGGCAAUGGCGGCUGCACAUUUUAGUGACGAGGAACUCAUCUCACAACUGGCUAAUGCCAACACCCAAUUCGCUCUAGACUUGUACAAGAAGGUUGCCAACACAGCGGACAACAUCUUCCUGUCACCUAUCAGCAUCUCGGCUGCCCUGGCUAUGACUCGACUCGGGGCCAGAGGGAACACAGAGUCUGAGAUGGAUCAGGUAAUGAAGUGGACAAAGUUUGGUGAUAAGGUCCACGAUGCUUUUGAGGACUACCUCAAAGUCCUGAAUGCAGCUGAAGUCAGCUACACUCUAACCAUGGCCAACAGAAUAUUUGUCUACAACAAACUGAAACUUUUGGAUGAAUUUGUUACGAAAACAGGUAAACAUUAUAAGGCUGAUGCAGUUGUUGCUGAUUUUGUUGGAAAACCACUUGAAGAAAAGAAAAGGAUAAAUGAAUGGGUGGAAAAACAAACCAACGGGAAGAUUAAGGACGUGAUUUCUGACAUUGAUCCUCUCACAAGGCUGAUUUUGAUCAACGCGAUCUACUUCAAAGGAACCUGGAAACAACAGUUUGAUCCCAGAGACACAGUGAAGGGGACUUUCAAAAUGCUGUCUGGUAAAACCACCAAGGUUGACAUGAUGAUUUUGAUGAAGUCUUUUCUCAUGGAACGUAAUGACGGCCUCAAAUGUCAAGUGCUGGAACUGCCCUAUCUACAAGAAGAUAUCAGCAUGUUCAUUCUUCUACCCUUUGAAGCUGAUGGGCUAACAUUCCUAGAGGAAAAACUCAAAUCAGACACACUCAACAAUGCCUUGCGUCUCAAACGGAGAGGAUUAAUCGACAUCACACUACCGAAAUUUGUUCUGGAGUCCGAUUUUGCUCUGCAGAAUGUCCUGCCCUCCCUGGGAAUGGUUGAUGCGUUUGAUGUGAAAACUGCUGAUUUUUCUGGCAUGACUGGUUCUGCCGAUCUCUACAUCUCGCAGGUCAUACACAAGACGUUUCUGGAGGUCAAUGAAGAGGGGAGUGAAGCUGCUGCAGCUACGGCCGUCAUUUUGCAGAUGAGGUCCAUGCCAAUAACUCAGCCAUUCGUAGCUGACCACCCAUUCUUGUUCGUCAUCCGUGACAACAGGGCAGACAUGAUCUUGUUCAUAGGCAAAUUGGGAAAACCAUAAGAGGUCGUCACAGGCCCAGAAGUACCACACCACCGUGGAUGUUGUAAAGUAGCAUAUAUAUAAAAUUUUCUUAGAAUUUGUUAGUGAAGGAUUUGUAUAUCUUACGGAACAUUGAAUUCUACCUCUUAAGAUUAUUGAUUAAUCAGACAACCUCUUGUGAUCAGAAAUUGUAAUGAUGACGUUUCAUAGAGCCAAAUAUAUAAGUACCGUUGGCUAAUAUAUCAACUGUCAAUACAGCUGCUUAUUUAACGAGACGUUAGUAUUGAUUUAUUGUUUUAAUUAACUGAAAUUUGCUCAGGUUUUAAAAUCUGUAUUUCAUGCUUGGAUGAGGGACCGCCUGCACUGGCAUAUUUAUAAAGUCUUGUGAUAUUGUUGAUUAGAUGUGUGUUAACCCUUUAUUGUCCUAUUAAAUUUUUAUCAAAAGUAAUUUAGAUUCUAUCUUGUUAUUAUAUACUUGUUAAGAGUUAAAUGCUAGUAAUUUCUUGUAUGAGACAACAUUUACUGUGAUUUGCAUUUAAAAUGUGCUGCCAGGUGCGAUAUUCAUAUUGACAUUAUAACAGCAAACAGAACGAGGAAAAAACGUUAAGCUAAGGCACCUAUGUAGAAACAUUGAUUUAUACUGGCCAAUAAAAGCAUUAAAUAUCA
This is a messenger RNA of Gigantopelta aegis, 2342 nucleotides long. RefSeq names its product leukocyte elastase inhibitor-like. Bases 552 to 1697 code for a protein of 381 amino acids. The transcript is spliced from 2 exons. The record is from RefSeq and is a predicted model, not a curated record. Gene Ontology annotation, molecular function: serine-type endopeptidase inhibitor activity. Gene Ontology annotation, biological process: negative regulation of endopeptidase activity. NCBI's taxonomy places the organism in Eukaryota, Metazoa, Mollusca, Gastropoda, Neomphalida, Peltospiridae.